AUGCACCACGGCAACCGAUCGGUGAACGACGCCGCCGACGCGGCGUUUUUUCCGCAGCCGUCACCGACCCAGCCGAGCAGAGAGGUGCCUCCUUCGGCGGCCCCACAGACCGGCCGAGUGACUCGCACGCAGGCGCUGGCUCGGUUGCGGCGCGGGGAAGGCAUCAGCACAGAUGCCAAGCCGGUGCGCGCGCCAGGAAAUGACGCGAAUGAGCUGAGGGUGUCGGAAACGCGCAAGGAAUGCGUGCUCGGGGAGGUCGAGGGUGGCGUGCAGCAGAGGGAGUCGGAGGGCACCUCCUCGCACGCUGCAGUGCCGCCGGCAGUAAGCGCCGCCAUCACCCCCGGUGGCGGCGAUGACACCGGAACUGCUUUCCAGGAGACUGGCGACGCUGACCGGCGUCACCACCGGCACGACCACGACGCAGGAGGAGCCAACAGCGAUGCUGUGCGCGAUGGUGCAUCGGACGGAGGCGGGGCCCUUGUGUGCGACAGCUAUAGCGGUGCCGAUGGCUCAGAGAACGCUUGCUCUGCGCGCCGCGGUGGCGCAGGUGGCGCGUUCAUUGAGGCUUUCUCCGCUCACCCUACUCACGCGCGCGUCCGCAGACGUGCUGUCUCGACCCGCCAAGCCGCGAAUGCGCUGCCUCGCCUGUUGGCGCUGCAGCGAUCCUUCGAAACGGAAGCGAAGGACCUGUACGAGUACUGUGGCACGCACGUUGUCGAGUGGCCGACGUUGGCGGUGGAGUGGAUUCCCGAUCGCGCCUUUGUCGACCCGGAGCGUGACUACACGCUGCAGUACUUGGCGAUUGGUACGCAGGCGCAUCCGCUCAGCGGGGCGGCGAACGCAGUGAACGUAAUGGAGGUGGCGGUGCCGGUCACGACGGCGACAGACGUCAUGUACGGCCUCUACGGCGACGACGACAUUGCCGGGGCGGAGGCGGUCGAUCCCGCGCUGGAGGUCGGUAUCGACCCCGGCAAGCGCUUCGCCAACGUCAAGGGCCACUUCCACUGCGAGCAGACGCUAACGAUGGACGCGGCAGUGCUGAAGAUUCGCGCGAUGCCGGCGGAAACGAACAUUAUCGCCGUCAAGACGGCGUCUGGGUUCAUUGGGGUGUAUAGCCUCCUGCAGGAUCUCACUCAGAAUGAGGCUGGUCGCACGGUGCCGGAUGCACUGUUGCGCGGGCACCGCCGUGGCGGCUUUGGGCUGAGCUGGAACACGCUGAAACCCGGCUUCAUCGCGAGCGCCGCCGACGACGGCUACGUCAACUACUACGACGUGAGCCAUCGCUUGACUAUUGACGUGCGCGAGGCGUCGGCCGUUGACCCGGCGCUGAGUGGCCCUGAAACGCAGCCACUCGAGCGCUUGGUUGGUCAUCGCGACAUUGUCACUGACUGCUGCUGGCACUCUUCACAGGGACACCUGCUAGCGUCUUCGAGCAUGGACGGGGACGUGCGCUUGUGGGACAUUCGCAUGAGCGCCGGCAGCUCCACCAUUUCCUCAGCGCACGCGAGUGGCGCGACAGCUGCCCAGUUCCACCCUAUCGGCGCCUUCCAGCUGGCAACCGCUGGCGCGGAGGGAAGCAUUAGCCUGUGGGACAUUCGCCGCACCACGGACCCGGUCUGGGAGCUCCACUACCACGGCCGCCCCAUCACGGGUCUGCAAUGGUCGCCCUUUUGCGAGACCGUGAUGCUGAGCUACGGCGCUGACGGUCGCGUCGUCUUGUGGGAUCUGGCGAAGACGACACUCCCGCUCGGCUACUCGGAGGAUCAGCUAGCGCCGCCGGAGGUAUCGUUUGUGCACAUCGGCCACGUGGGUCGCGUGACGGACGCCUCGUGGAAUUCCUCAAAGACGGAGGAGUGGCUACUGGCGUCCGCCGACACGACUAACGGAGUGCACGUGUACCGUCCGCUGCUCAAUGUGGUGCAGGACUACCGUGCCUAUCAGCAGUAG
Molecule: messenger RNA, 1947 nt
Organism: Leishmania mexicana MHOM/GT/2001/U1103
Lineage: Eukaryota; Euglenozoa; Kinetoplastea; Trypanosomatida; Trypanosomatidae
Exons: 1
Coding region: 1-1947 (648 amino acids)
Biological process (GO): regulation of gene expression
Cellular component (GO): nucleus
Molecular function (GO): histone binding
Source: RefSeq, a predicted model, not a curated record